GUUUACGUGAAAGCGGCUGUCUCCUGCGCGGAGACGGAGAGCCGGAGAGCGAUCAUCUUUUGUUGUGGGACGUCGUGUACAAUGUUGGAACUUGAAGUAAUGCCGGAGAGGGCGCUGGCCUCAUCACAGUGGGAGCUCGUACUCGGAAUGCCACUGUCUCAGGUGCUGGAGGUCCUGCAGUUGCACAGUGGCGCCGUACAGACAGCUCUCCUGACGUACAGCGACCAGAAACCGUUUGAACAAGACCUCUCAGUGGACCUGAAUCAGGACGGAGUUCGACUGUACUUUGACCCCCGCAGCCAGAGACUAAAGUUGAUUGAGGUGUAUGACGUGACAAAGGUGAAGAUGAAAUAUUGUAACAGGUUCUUCUGUUCAUCCGAGAUAACUCCAACAGUGGACCUCAUCAAUGACUGCUUUGGACCUACACACCCUGGAGAGAUGGACAAGGGCCACAACUACUACUUGCUCCACUUCAGAGGCAUUCUCUUUGCCUUUCCUCUGUGGACCGCUCAGAGUGGGUACCCAUCUCCGGAGCUGGGGGAGCUGCUGGAGGCUGACUCCUAUGGCUCUCUAGUCCUCUCCCGCCUCUGUCUCUUCAGUGGCAACAUCACUGACCCUGCCGAGGCCAGAGCUCCGGUGAUGCCGUUGGAGUGUUUCCACGGCAAUGGUUACAGUGAGAGUGUGGAGGUGGUGAGGAGUGAGGACGGGAAGAUCAAAGGACUUCAACUAAAGUUUAUUAUGGAUGAGCCGCGGUCCGGCGGGGUGGGAGGUGAGGGGCGACUGAAGGGACUGGAGAGACGUGUCAUGUUUGGAGACACUCCUCAAGACGUGUGCAGCAGUCUCGGAGCUCCCAGCAAGGUCUUCUUCAAGGCCGAGGACAAGAUGAGGAUCCAUUCGUCAGGCUCUCAUAAACUGCCCACUUCCAAAUGCUCCGACUACUUCUUCAACUAUUUCACUCUCGGUCUGGAUGUUCUGUUUGACUGUGCCACUCACAGAGUAAGGAAGAUGGUCAUGCACAACAAUGUUCCUGGUCACUACAACUUCAACAUUUACAAUAGGUGCGAGUUCAUAGUAAAGUUUCCACCCAGCCAGCAACUAUGUAGAGAUUCAUCUUCAUCAGAAGUAGUCGUCACUUCUUCGACAAAGUGGAGUGAGAUCCAGGACUAUCUGACCGAGCCAUCAGACAAACCCGUCGUCCUCAACAGGUCUUCCUCCACUAACAGCAUUAACCCCUUUGGCUCCACAUUCUGCUACGGUCAUCAAAACAUCAUAUUCGAGGUGAUGCGAAACCAGCACAUUGCAUCAAUAACCAUUUACAGUCUAGCGACCUGAUACUGACUUAGCAUAAAUACACUAUAAUGGCACACGACACACACAAAUAAUGAAGUGUAGACAGACAUGAACAUAUCUCCUGAUGAGCAGUAAUCAGUGUGUGUGGUGGUGGUGGUGGCUGGCUAGCGGUAGAGAUGGUCUGCCUGUAUGUUAGUGGCAAUCUCUUUCUCCCACUUGUCUCCAUUGCUGAGCAGUUUCUCCUUGUUGUAGAGUAGCUCCUCGUGCGUCUCUGUCGAAAACUCAAAGUUUGGACCCUCAACGAUGGCGUCGACCGGACAGGCCUCCUGACAGAAGCCGCAGUAGAUACACUUGGUCAUGUCGAUGUCGUAUCUCGUGGUCCUCCUGCUACCGUCCGCCCUCGUCUCCGCCUCUAUCGUGAUGGCCUGAGCGGGGCAGACAGCCUCACACAGCUUGCAGGCAAUGCACCUCUCCUCUCCAUUAGGGUAGCGACGUAAGACGUGUUCCCCCCUGAACCGAGGACUCAAAGGACCUUUCUCGAAUGGGUACAUCAGGGUCACUGGCUCUCGGAAGAACGCCGACAGUGUCACUGCGAGACCUCUGAUCAUCUCGGUGAGAAAAAGGGUUGUUGCAUUUCUGUCGUUCACUGAGCGGGCAUCAAAUGGAGUGUCCUCCACAUCUUUUGUCACAUACUCUGUGCCCCAACAGAGACACAACUGAUUUAUCCUCAAACACCAGAACCUCAAGUAGCCUCUGUGUAAGAGUGGUGUUACACUUACUGUAGCUGGACGAGUGUCUAACUGCGACGCAUGCCUGUGGCGCUUCUCUCAGCCAGAGGUGCGCUUUAGAGCUCGGCUUUGCGCUCCAGACUCUUAGCAAGUUCCUC
Geodia barretti is the source of this 2176-nucleotide messenger RNA. NCBI's taxonomy places the organism in Eukaryota, Metazoa, Porifera, Demospongiae, Tetractinellida, Geodiidae. The record is from the annotation of a GenBank genome assembly.